Drosophila grimshawi is the source of this 2284-nucleotide messenger RNA. RefSeq names its product acyl-CoA synthetase short-chain family member 3, mitochondrial. The record is from RefSeq and is a predicted model, not a curated record. The coding region runs from base 144 to 2177 and encodes 677 amino acids. NCBI's taxonomy places the organism in Eukaryota, Metazoa, Arthropoda, Insecta, Diptera, Drosophilidae. The transcript is spliced from 5 exons.
AACGUUUCGCCUUCCAAGCGACGGUUGUGUCCAAGCUGAGCUACAAUUUCCGAUAUAGGAGAUAAUCUGCAUAUAUACACAUAUAUUUAUGUACAUUCAUUUGGAGUACAUAAUACAUAUCAUCAAGUGACGUACUUGCGAAAAUGGAGUUGGUUAAAGACGCAGUGAAUAAACCCAAUAACGACGGCAGUGUUUCGUCGUCUACAUAUGUCAUGCCCGUUGAGGCUCACAGUCCGCUGUACUUGGAGGCGUAUCGCAAAUCUGUGCAAAAUCCAGUUGCCUUCUGGGAGGAGUUGGGACACUUGCUGGAUUGGGACAGGCCUUGGCAGCAAGUGCUGGAUAACAGCAAUCCGCCAUUUACCAAAUGGUAUGUGGGUGGGUAUUUGAACGCCUGCUACAAUGCCAUCGACAGGCACAUUCUAGCGGGCAGGGGGGACAGCGUGGCCCUGAUCCACGAUAGCCCGAUGACGGAGACGGUGCGCAAGGUCACUUACCAGGAGCUAUACGAUGAGGUUGUGCUACUCGCCGGUGGACUGGCCAAACUGGGCGUGACCAAGGGGGAUCGGGUCGUGAUCUAUAUGCCAUUGAUACCGGAGACAAUUGUAGCCAUGUUGGCGAUUGUUCGCCUUGGCGCCAUACAUUCGGUGGUCUUUGGUGGUUUCGCCGCACAGGAGCUCUGCUCGCGUAUUGAACACGUGGAGCCGAAGCUUGUUAUUGCAGCUAAUGCGGGCGUAGAGCCUGGCAAAGUGGUGCCCUAUUUGGACAUCUUGCACUCGGCCAUCAAUAUGUCGCGCUGGAGGCCACCGCAACGCAAUAUAAUUUUUAUGCGUGAAAAUGUUGCAUCGGAGAUUCUGGAUGAGACGGCGGAUGUGCUCUGGUCGACGGUGCUGGCCAUGGCUGAUGCCAAUCAGCCAGUGGCAUGUGUGCCCGUCGAAGCCAAUGAUCCGCUUUACGUACUCUACACUUCUGGCACUACGGACAAGCCGAAGGGUGUGAUGCGCACAAUUGGAGGCCAUUUGGUGGCACUGAUGUACACCCUGAAAAUGAUUUAUGGCAUUCAGCCAGGCGAUACGUGGUGGGCUGCCUCCGAUAUGGGCUGGGUCGUAGGACACUCUUAUAUAUGCUACGGUCCGCUUUGCUUGGGUGCCACGAGCGUCAUGUACGAGGGCAAGCCGGAUCGCACACCGGACCCGGGACAGUACUUCAGACUCAUUGAUCAGCAUAAGGUAUGCGCCAUUUUCUCUGUGCCGACCUCCUUCCGUGUUAUACGUCGCGCUGAUCCGGAGAUCAGCUAUGGGCGGCAGUACUGCAUGAAAUCCCUGCGAGCUAUCUUCAUAGCAGGCGAGCACUGUGACUACGAGACAAAAGCGUGGAUAGGGAAGACGUUCAAGGUGCCAGUCCUGAAUCACUGGUGGCAGACGGAGACUGGUUCGGCUGUAACGGCAACAUGUCUGGGCUUCCAACAGAACGUCAAUCCUCCCAUGUACUCCACCGGUCUCCCACUGGUGGGCUAUGAUAUCAAGAUACUCAAGAAGGAUGGCACAGAGGCUCUGCCCUCAGAGUUGGGCCGGAUUGUGCUGAAGUUGCCACUGCCUCCCGGUAAUAUGGCCACUCUAUAUAAAAACGAUGAACUCUUUCGCAAACUCUACUUCCAAAAAUUUCCGGGCUACUACGACACAAUGGAUGCUGGCUAUAAGGAUGAACGUGGCUACAUUUUUGUAACAGCUCGCGAUGAUGACGUCAUAAACGUGGCUGGCCAUCGUUUGUCCACCUCCAGUCUUGAAGAUGCAGUACUCCGUCAUCCCGACGUUGUCGACGUGGCCGUCUUUGGCGUGCCGGAGGCAACUAAGGGCCAGGUGCCGCUCUGUCUGUACAUUCCUGUAGAGAACUGCAAGAAAACGGAUGCCAAGCUCUCCGCGGAGAUUAUCAAGCUAAUACGCGAUGUGGUUGGCCCUAUUGCCGCCUUCCGCCUGAUCACCUCGGUCAACAAUUUGCCACGCACUCGAUCCGGCAAGACAAUGCGUAAGGCAAUGGCGGACUUUGCCCGCAACGAGCUUGUUGUCCUGCCAUCAACCAUCGAUGAUGCCAGUAUCUUCAGUGAGAUUCGGCGAGCGCUUCAGCAUCUGGGCUAUGCGAUGUCUGCGCCCGAACCUAUUGGUGCCAAGAUGCUGAACUGAGUGGGCAGUGGUCAACACUCAUCUGCUUGGCCUUUUGUGCAAUGUACUUAGUUUUAAAUGUUACCCAUGAAAUUAAAUAAAUAUGUAUGUUUUUGAGAAAUGCUAAA